AUGUGCUACACCUACGUCACCCGUCCGUACUGUCCUUGCUGCCGUGUAUUUGUCAAGAAUGUCAACGAAGAAGAUAUUAAGGAAAAAAUCUGCCCUAUUCACGCGCCUUGCAAAGUCCGGCAGCGACGUCCAUUGCGCCGAAGCCCGCGGGUGGACGUAGUCGGGACUGUCUGCGCGGACUGCACCUGGAAAGGAGCAAGGGCACUCUUCGCCCGUUCUACUGCAGCCGAGCGCCAUCGGACCACAUUUCCCCCUCCAGAAGAAGUAUCUCCCGUGCCAAACCCCAUUGGUGCGAAUGGCUCCUACGUGGGCGGGCACGUCGAGGAAAUCCACGUCGAUACCUUGACCCUAGAAGACGGUGCAGACUUCGAAGCACAAGGCGCCUCCUAUCUCGGAACUGAGCUGAUGAAGGAACUCGGCGAGCAGGAGAUGCAGCCCACGUAUCCCGCGAGAAGACAUUCUGGUGCGCUCUCGACCGCGCUGAGCAGCUCUUCUGACUCAAUCCAGGGCUCAUCUCACUGCUGCUCCGUGCCGAAGAGGGACUCCGCCCACAUCGGAUCCGUCCCUAUGGGUCUCGGCGUGCCAGGCGCACCGACAAUGCCCAGAGCCGACCGCUUGAGACUCGCCGCUGCCGCCGCCGCAUGGGCUGCAUUGGCAAAGUCCUCACCAUCACCACCCAGGAAUGCUGGCUCGAGAAGACACAGUCGUCCCUACGACCCGGCUACUCCGCCAAGGCCGCGAUCAUACCACCAACCCCAGCGCCAGUCCAUGGGUCCACCCGCUCAUGGUGGUGCUCACAAGAGGGAAAACGUUGCACGUAAGUGA
Molecule: messenger RNA, 825 nt
Organism: Cladophialophora yegresii CBS 114405
Lineage: Eukaryota; Fungi; Ascomycota; Eurotiomycetes; Chaetothyriales; Herpotrichiellaceae
Exons: 1
Coding region: 1-825 (274 amino acids)
Source: RefSeq, a predicted model, not a curated record